Messenger RNA from Phaeoacremonium minimum UCRPA7, 1812 nucleotides. RefSeq names its product putative dna topoisomerase iii protein. Gene Ontology annotation, cellular component: nucleus. The transcript is spliced from 4 exons. The coding region runs from base 1 to 1812 and encodes 603 amino acids. NCBI's taxonomy places the organism in Eukaryota, Fungi, Ascomycota, Sordariomycetes, Togniniales, Togniniaceae. The record is from RefSeq and is a predicted model, not a curated record. Gene Ontology annotation, biological process: DNA topological change. Gene Ontology annotation, molecular function: DNA topoisomerase type I (single strand cut, ATP-independent) activity; DNA binding.
AUGGAAUUCCCACCGGAUUUCAAGAAUUGGCAAUUUCCACCCCCGGAGCGCCUGUUUGAUGCACCCGCACUCACUGUUGUUCCUGAUGACAAGAAGGUCAUAGCCAAGAACAUCGAGGAUCAGGCGAAAUAUGCCAAAGCUCUCUUCAUAUGGACGGAUUGUGAUCGCGAAGGCGAGCAUAUCGGCAGUGAGAUCCGCGAGGCAGCCAGAAAAGGCAAUGCGCGGAUUGAAAUCAAGAGAGCUAGAUUCAGCAACAUCGAACGAGCCCACAUCCUGAGUGCCGCUCGGCGCCUCGAUACGCUGGAUGAUAAGCAGGUCGAUGCUGUCUCUACUCGAAUAGAGCUGGACCUGAGAAUCGGGUUUGCUUUCACUCGUUUCUUGACGAACAGCUUGCGCACUCUCGGUGCACCAUUGGAGGAUCUCGUCAUCAGCUAUGGCUCAUGUCAAUUCCCAACACUCGGAUUUGUGGUUGACCGGUACUUCAAGGUGAAGAACUUCGUACCAGAGGAAUUCUGGGGUAUCAAGGUUAUACACAAGAAAGACGGCCUGAGCGUUACCUUCAAUUGGGCACGACAUCGACUUUUCGACAGAGCAGCCGUUGUCAUACUAUUCGAAAGAUGUUUGACAGCGAAGACCGCCGAGGUUGUCAAAGUGCAAGAGAAACCAACUUCAAAAUGGAAGCCACUGCCUCUGACAACUGUUGAAUUGCAGAAGAUGGCAACACGGUUUCUCCAUAUGAGCGGUCAGCAAGCGAUGACUAUUGCCGAAGCCUUGUAUAAUCGAGGGUUUAUCAGCUACCCAAGAACGGAAACCGACCGUUUCGACAAAGGAAUGGACCUUCGGGCUCUUGUUCGAAAGCAAACUACUGACAACAGGUGGGGAGCUUUUGCUCAGAAUCUCGUGGAUGGUGGAUUUCAACAGCCGCGUAAUGGUCGCCAUGAUGACAAGGCUCACCCCCCAAUCCAUCCUGUCACAUAUGCAGCACCGAAUGCUCUGACAGCAGAUGAAAAGCGGCUGUACGAGCUCGUUGUCCGCCGAUUUUUAGCUUGUUGCUCUGAAGAUGCUAAAGGAGUUGCUACUGACGUCGAUAUCCGAUAUGGCGAUGAAGCAUUUCAUGCACAUGGAGUGAUUGUUUUGGAGCGAAACUAUCUAGAUGUCUACCCUUACGAAAACUGGACUAAUACGGCUGAACUGCCGAAAUUUACAGUUGGUGAACGAUUUGAGCCUACAGAAGCAAUGAUUACGGAAGGGAAAACAACAGCUCCAAGUUACUUAACAGAAGCGGACCUCAUUGCUCUGAUGGAUGCGAACGGUAUCGGGACUGAUGCGACAAUGGCAGAGCAUAUUCAGAAGAUUCAGGAUAGGGAGUAUGUACGAACUGUCGACCGAGCUGGAACCCAAGUCAAUGACGGUGAUGACGACUCGGACGAGGCUCCACCGGCCAGGGGAGGACGUGGAGGUCGCGGCAGUCGCGGCGGCCGUGGAAGAGGAAGGGGCCGUGGAGGCGGGGCAGCUGCAGGAGGAGGCCGGCGGGGCGUGAAGGAGUUCAUUCCAACACAGCUCGGGGUGGCUCUUAUUGAGGGGUUCGACCGAAUGAACUUCGAGACGAGCCUUGGUAAGCCUUUCCUGCGGAAGGAGAUGGAACUCAAGAUGAAGGCGAUCUGCGAAGGCCAAACAACCCGAGAGGUCGUUCUCCGAGAGAACCUGCAUCAGUAUCGGCAGGUCUUCAACCAAUCCGUGGAACAACUCGAUGUUCUUAAAGCUGUGAGUUACCCAAAACAGCUCAAUGCUGUCGCCAUGCAAAAAGACUGA